CAUUGUAUUUCAAAAUCGUUCGAGUUUCUCGGCCUUGGCACAUUCUUCAGUAGAAUGAAUGGUUCUUGCUUGAAUUUCGACAGCCCCAUUCGCGACGCCAUUUCCAGGAUCCGUUUUGCUCCGGGUUCCAACAAUCUUUUAAUUUCCUCUUGGGAUUCGACACUCCGACUUUUCGAUGUGGAUAAAUGCGAGCUCAGGUUCGAAGCUCCUAAUGGAGGCUCGGGGCUUCUAGAUUGCUGUUUCGAGAGUGAAUCAGUUGCUCUCACAGCAAAUUCUGAUGGUUCCGUUAUCAGGUAUGACAUGGGUGUGGGGAACAGCAAAGCAAUAGGGAAACAUGAAGAUUUGGCAACCUGUAUUGAAUAUUCUGAGGAAAAAUGUCAACUCAUCAGCGCCGGAUGGGAUAAAAAAGUAAAAUUUUGGGAUCCGCGCUCAACUAGCUCUCUCGGAUGUUUGAGUAGUUUAGGCAUGGAGGUAGAAUCCAUGUCUCUCUCAGGAUUAAGUCUGAUGAUUGCUCACAGGUCAUCAGUGCAUCUUUAUGACUUGCGUCGCUUAGAUAAAUCACUUGAAGCCAAAGAGUACUUCAUGGACAUCCAUAUAAAAUGUGUCCGUACAAAUUCAGAACUGGAAGGGUUUAUAGCUGGAUCAGUUGAUGGACGCGUUGCAUUAAAACAUGUUGGUCAAUCCAAAACAGAUGAAGGAUAUGCUUUCAAAUGCCAUCCAAAAGAUAAGAAUGGAAAACAACAUCUGGUGGCAGUAAAUGACAUUGCAUUUAAUCCAUCCUUACGUGGAGUCGUUGUUACUGGUGAUAAUGAGGGUUAUGCUACGAUAUGGGAUGUCAUAAAGAGGAGACGGUUGCUGGAGUUUCCCAGAUUUCCAAACAGUGUUGCAUCUGUGGCAUGUAAUCACCGGGGGCAGCUCUUGGCGGUCGCAUCAAGUUACACUUACCAGGAGGCCAAUGAAAGAGAAGAGCAUCCUCAGAUAUUCAUGCAUCAUCUCGAUGCUCAACAGAUUGAAUCAAACUCAGCCAGUAGUUCGAGGAAGACAUAAUUGAGGACAAGUCGUUGUCGAGGUCAUUUUUCACCUUCAUUUCUAGAAAUGCAACUUAACUUUUAGUUGUAUACUAGUAUGUUGCUACUUGAUUUUGAUUUAACUUAUUUUGCAACUGUAUGCAGCAAGUAAUGUUUACUUUCUUUGUAAUACAUGUGAAGAGCUGAAAUGCAGCAGUAACAGUAGAAUAUACUAUUAAAUUAGAGGAAGUCUUGUUCGAUCCAUUUGUGACACACUGAAUUGAUUGCGCAAGUUUUCCACUUCACAUUAUGCUAUUUCAUCACGUUUUUUGAGCAUCA
Molecule: messenger RNA, 1346 nt
Organism: Salvia hispanica
Lineage: Eukaryota; Viridiplantae; Streptophyta; Magnoliopsida; Lamiales; Lamiaceae
Product: Transducin/WD40 repeat-like superfamily protein
Molecular function (GO): protein binding
Source: RefSeq, a predicted model, not a curated record